This is a messenger RNA of Drosophila kikkawai, 5637 nucleotides long. It is a transcript of the gene sws, whose product is annotated as patatin like phospholipase domain containing sws. Gene Ontology annotation, molecular function: phosphatidylcholine lysophospholipase A1 activity. NCBI's taxonomy places the organism in Eukaryota, Metazoa, Arthropoda, Insecta, Diptera, Drosophilidae. The record is from RefSeq and is a predicted model, not a curated record. Gene Ontology annotation, biological process: phosphatidylcholine metabolic process. Gene Ontology annotation, cellular component: endoplasmic reticulum.
CCGGGCAAUCACACUCGCAAAUAAAUACAAACAACAUAUUCUAGACCAUUUGACUUUAUUAGUUUGUGGUAGCAAAAUUCAAAGUUCGAGUCACUAAAUUAAGGAGGCUACUGUUGCCGCUGCCACACCCACCACUCCCCUCCGCCCCAGAGACUGUUGCAGCAUGUUUUAGAUAAACCAAAUAUUAAAGACAAAAAGUCAACUGAAAUUCCUAUUGGAAACGAAAGACUCCUCCGUAAUGAGAGUGCGAGCGAGAGAGUGUUGAAAGGAACAAAAAUCAAAAUUACCCGUGGUUCGUAACUACAAAAACAAGAGAACAGUUUAAAUCAAAAUUUUCGGUCGGUGGUGCUGUACUUAAGUGUGUGUGCGGGGGUGUGCGGUCCGUGUUUGUGUGCGUGUGAAGUGCGUGAGAAAGCUGGAGGCGCGUGCAUUACAAUAAUUGCACAAAUCCCAAGACUUACGAGGGGCGGGGGUGUCACCAAUCAGCGAGAGCGAGCAGGGCAGAUAGAGAGGGCGAGUGAGACAGCCAAAAAGCGCAGCAGCAACAACAAAGGGCUGUGAUUUCUGUCAAAUCGCCCACGCACCCGCCCCCGCCCCCUUAACGUGCCUUCGUUGCCUGCUCUUCGCACUUCCGUAUUUACCAAAUAAACGGGACACAAACUGUGGCAACAACAAAAACAGCAAUAGCAACGGGAAGCCAGAGAGAGAGAGCAGCGAGGAAAAACAAUCGACUAGGGGGCGCAAGGGAGAGGCCUAGAGGAACUAGUGGGGUGGCUGCAGAGUAAGCGAGACGAAUAUGGAUAUCCUGGAGAUGCUGCGCGCCAGCGCCACUGGCAGCUACAACACGCUCUUCUCGGACGCGUGGUGCGUAUACGUUUCCCAGCAGAUCCAUGCAACGAUGUACCUGUUCUUGUUCGUGCUCAUACCGACCUUCCUCCUGUUCGCCUGGUGCAUAUACUUCAAGCGAAUCGCCCGCGUACGCCUGCGCGAUGAGAUUGCCAACUCGCUGAGCGCCGUCACCUCGUCCGGCGGGGACUUGCGCGGUCUACGCUUUCGGAAGCGUGACAAGAUGCUCUUUUAUGGCCGUCGCAUGCUGCGCAAAAUGAAGAACGUCAGCGGCCAGAUGUACAGCAGUGGCAAGGGAUACAAGCGGCGGGCGGUGAUGCGCUUUGCCCGACGCAUCCUACAGCUGCGCAGGGACAAUAUGCCACUGGAGAUGCGAACAGUGGAACCGCCGGCGGAGUAUCUGGAGGAGACAAUCGAGGGCAGUGACCGGGUGCCGCCCGAUGCCCUCUACAUGCUGCAGAGCAUCCGUAUCUUUGGGCAUUUCGAGAAGCCCGUUUUCCUGCGCCUGUGCAAGCACACCCAGCUCCUGCAGUUGAUGGCCGGCGACUAUCUGUUCAAGAUCACCGAUCCGGAUGACAGUGUCUACAUCGUCCAAUCUGGCAUGAUCAAUGUGUAUAUCUCGAAUGCCGAUGGCAGCACCCUGUCCCUGAAGACGGUGCGCAAGGGCGAGUCUGUGACGUCGCUGCUCAGUUUCAUCGAUGUGCUGUCGGGGAAUCCCAGCUACUACAAGACGGUCACCGCCAAGGCCAUUGAAAAGUCGGUGGUUAUACGAUUGCCCAUGCAGGCCUUCGAGGAGGUGUUCCAGGACAAUCCAGACGUCAUGAUUCGCGUCAUCCAGGUCAUCAUGAUCCGGCUGCAGCGCGUCCUAUUCACCGCCCUGCGUAACUACCUUGGCCUAAACGCCGAGCUGGUCCAAAAUCAUAUGCGCUACAAGAGCAAUGCCAUGAUGUCCGGUACUAUCAUCAACUCGCAGUCAUCGCAAUCAUCGCGUCAAACAGCCGCCAAUGUUGCCUCAGCCAUCCCGCCCAGUCAAUUGUCAGUGCCACCAACGACGACGGCGACCCCAGCAACUCGGGAAGCCGGAGCAGGUGUUGGUCGAGCUCACCACUCCUCGUCGCGGCAUUCCCGCGAGGAGCACACACUAUCCGAUCCAAAUCCCAAUCCGGAAGCUGACCAACAGACCGGAGCCAGCCAGAUAUUCAGUGAACUGCAUGGCGAGGCCUCCAGUGCGGAUGUGUUUCAUCAGCAUCAGCAGCAGUCCGUGGGAAAUCUGUCCACGCGUCGUGGUUCCAUCACCCAGGCGGGCCCAGCUUCGCCGCUUGAAGGGGUCCACUCAGCGCAGUCCCAGCAGCAGCAGCAGCCGGCGCCAACGCCACAAUCCCCUUCGAUAGACCUGCGACUAGUGCAAUCCUCGGCCGUGGAGAGCCUGCGAAGGGAACUGGGCCUGCCAGAGGAGGAUGCCCACAUCAUAGAGCCAUUUGUGGAGGUCCGUGAACUGGAACCGAAUGUCACCCUCAUCACCGAGGGCAAUGCGGACGAUGUGUGCAUUUGGUUUGUGAUGACUGGAACCUUGGCGGUUUACCAGGGCAACCAGGAUGCCACAAGGGCCAAGCCUGAUAAGAGCGAUAUGCUGAUACAUUUCGUGCAUCCCGGCGAGAUUGUGGGCGGUUUGGCCAUGCUCACGGGCGAGGCGAGUGCCUAUACGAUUCGAUCGAGGAACAACAGCAGGAUAGCCUUUAUCCGGCGAGCGGCCAUCUAUCAAAUCAUGCGACAGCGACCACGAAUCGUUUUGGAUCUGGGCAAUGGCGUGGUUCGUCGCCUGUCGCCACUGGUGCGGCAAUGUGAUUACGCUUUGGACUGGAUCUUCCUGGAGUCGGGACGUGCCGUUUAUCGGCAAGACGAGAGCAGCGACAGUACCUACAUUGUGUUGAGCGGACGCAUGCGAUCGGUGAUCACGCAUUCCAGCGGGAAAAAGGAAAUCGUGGGCGAAUACGGCAAGGGUGACCUUGUGGGCAUCGUUGAAAUGAUCACCGAAACGUCACGCACCACGACGGUGAUGGCUGUGCGCGACUCGGAACUGGCCAAGCUGCCCGAGGGCCUGUUCAAUGCCAUUAAGCUGCGCUAUCCGAUUGUGGUUACCCGGUUGAUUAGCUUCCUUAGCCAUCGCUUCCUCGGCUCGAUGCAGACGCGCUCGGGCAGCGGGGCGCCGGGCGCGCCCGUUGAGGCGAAUCCUGUCACGCACAAGUACUCAACGGUGGCCCUGGUGCCCAUCACCGACGAGGUGCCGAUGACAACCUUUACCUACGAGCUCUAUCAUUCGCUCUGUGCCAUAGGUCCCGUUCUCCGGCUCACCUCGGACGUGGUGCGCAAGCAGCUCGGCCCGAACAUCUUUGAGGCGGCUAACGAGUACCGGAUGACCUCGUGGCUGGCCCAGCAGGAGGAUCGCAACAUUAUAACGCUUUAUCAAUGCGAUAAUUCGCUUAGCGCCUGGACGCAACGCUGCAUGAGGCAGGCGGAUGUCAUUCUGAUUGUCGGCCUCGGUGAUCGUUCGCAUUUGGUGGGGAAAUUUGAGCGCGAAAUCGAUCGACUGGCGAUGCGAACGCAGAAGGAGCUGGUCCUGCUCUAUCCGGAGACGACCAAUGCCAAGCCAGCGAAUACGCUGAGCUGGCUGAACGCGAGACCCUGGGUGACCAAGCACCAUCAUGUGCAGUGCGUGAAGCGCAUCUUUACGCGCAAAAGUCAAUAUCGCAUUAAUGAUCUCUAUAGUCGCGUUCUGCUCUCCGAGCCGAACAUGCAUUCCGACUUCUCGCGCUUGGCCCGCUGGCUAACGGGCAACUCGAUUGGCUUGGUCCUGGGCGGUGGCGGAGCACGCGGUGCUGCCCAUAUUGGCAUGCUGAAGGCCAUCCAGGAGGCAGGAAUACCCAUCGAUAUGGUGGGCGGCGUGAGCAUUGGAGCUCUGAUGGGUGCCCUUUGGUGUUCCGAACGCAACACCACCAUAGUCACGCAGAAGGCGCGGGAGUGGUCCAAGAAAAUGACAAAAUGGUUCCUACAACUGCUGGACCUCACUUACCCGAUCACAUCGAUGUUCUCCGGUCGGGAAUUCAACAAGACCAUCCACGACACCUUCGGGGAUGUGAGCAUCGAAGACCUGUGGAUACCCUACUUUACGCUGACCACCGACAUCACGGCCAGUUGUCAUCGCGUUCACACCAACGGCCACCUGUGGCGUUACUGCCGCGCCAGCAUGUCGAUUGCCGGCGUAUUUCCGCCAUUUUGUGAUUAUAGCGACGGUCACCUGCUGCUCGACGGCUGCUACACCAACAACGUUCCAGCCGAUGUGAUGCACAACCUGGGCGCCGCUCACAUCAUAGCCAUCGAUGUGGGCUCCCAGGAUGACACCGAUCUGACCAACUACGGCGACGACCUAAGCGGCUGGUGGCUGCUCUACAAGAAGUGGAAUCCCUUCACAUCGCCCGUCAAGGUGCCCGAUCUGCCGGACAUACAAUCCCGGCUAGCCUACGUCUCCUGUGUCCGCCAGCUGGAGGAAGUGAAAAAUUCGGACUAUUGCGAGUACAUCCGACCGCCGAUUGAUAAGUACAAGACCCUGGCCUUUGGCAGCUUCGAUGAGAUCCGGGACGUGGGCUAUGUGUUCGGCAAGAAUUACUUUGAGAACAUGGCCAAGGCGGGGCGUCUGGGCCGGUUCAAUCAGUGGUUCAACAAGGAGCCACCGAAGCGUGGAAACCAUGCCUCCCUCAACGAGUACACCUUCAUCGAUCUGGCGCAGAUCGUGUGCCGACUGCCGGAGGUGUAUGCGGUCAACACCGGGGCGGAGAUCUUUAGCGAGGACGAAGACUGUGAUGGCUAUAUCUCGGAGCCGACAACGCUGAAUACGGAUCGUCGACGCAUCCAGGUGCCGCGUGCCGGCAAUUCGUUGUGCUUCUCCGAGACUGAAAUGGACUCCGAUGUGGAGAUCGAUUUGAAGCUAGACAAGACCACGAUUCAGAGCAAGGAAGAGGCUAUGCGACAUCAUCAUCAUCAUCAUCGGUAUCAUAGGCACAGGCGGGAGGAGGACGAGGUGGUGACGACACCAGAGCAAACGGGACAGAAGCAGCCGAGCAGCACAGCGGAUCUUGGCGAGUGUGCUGCUGGCUUGGAGCAGGGAGAGCAUCAUCCCCUGAGCAAGGACGAGGACAAGGAGAAUCGGAGCAGGGCGAAUAAUGAAACCAAAAACUAGCUAAUACACAACAAAGUGAAACUACAAUUGAGGCGCCGCCACUUCACCACCACCCCCCAGAAACUACUACUCAAUUAUCCGGAUAACCUCAUUCGGAUGAGACCUCUCUCUCCUCUAGGUUUUAUAAUAUAGCAACCAAGACUUAGGCUUAGCUCUUAGCAUACGAAGAAUAACGAAGAUGGCCUUGCCAACCCACAGCACACUCUUUCCCACACACACACACACACACACACAUAUUGCAAUGCAGGCACAACAUUGUCCACAAAACUUUGUAUAUACAUAUAUAUAUAUAUAUAUAAACCUAUAUAUAUAAAUAUAUAUGCAUAUAGUUGUAUAUUUUUUACGGAGGGAAACGGAGAUCCUGGGAUCCUAAUCCACACUUACACCUGAUGGUGUGUGUAGCCUCUCCCCCCUCCUCUCUAUACAUAUAUUACUUUUAGUGAAUGCAAAUUGUUUGUUUUAAUGGUCGGAUAUAUAUAUAGCAAAUAUAUAUGAAUUUUUUUUCUUUUUGUAAAUGCAAGCAAAUAAACUGAAAUCAAUUGAAAGUACAAAAAAUA